CAUGUUCAUGGAGCUCUAGUACUAGUUUUGACUUUGUCCGAUCCAGUUAACAUCCUUGCCCAUCAAUUAAAAUAAAGAUAAAACACGUACUAAGAUGACGAUGCCAAAAAUAAUUUAAACCUCGUCGUAAACAAAUUAAUUCGCGUAUAAAACAACGACAUCUGGCAUUUAAAUCCAAAUCUUCAGUGUUGUUGAAAAUGAACUCCAAGAUCCUCAAAGGUCCGAAACUAAAACAGGCCGCUCCUAAAAAAAGUCUAGGCCAGCUGUUUUUCGACUGUGCAACCCUCCACGGCGAUAAAUUAUGCCAGGUUGACGGUACAGCCGACGCAACGGAAUCAUACUCAAGUGUAAAACAAAGAAGCACACGUGUGGCCAUAGCACUCCAAGAACGAGGCAUCACCUCCAAAGAUGUGAUUGCCUUUUGUACAGGAAACACGCUGGAUACGGUCAUUCCAAUUCUGGCAACGUUUUAUCUAGGCGCCAAAGUCGCAAAUUUGGACCCGAGCCUCUCAGUCCGGCAAACCCAACACCUCAUUGCUCUAGUUUCCCCAAAAAUUAUUUUUGUUGAAGAAAAUGCAGUGGAGUUAAUCGAGAACAGUCUUAAGCAAACAAGUGUUAAAACGGAGAUAAUUGUCUAUGGUCGGAGUGGGAAAUACACUAGCCUUGGGGAUUUAAUUCAACCGCGCAAAAAUGAGGCCACUUUUAGGCCCCCUGGAGUUGAUUUGAACGAAGUUGCGCUCAUUUUUUUCAGUAGUGGGACUACAGGACUUCCGAAAGCGAUUUGUCACAGUCAUAAGACUUGCAUGCUGAUGGGGUGCACUCUACAGGAAUAUGAUUGGGGACAAGCAGUGCUUCACUUUACUACGUUUUAUUGGAUCACUGCCGUGUUUAUGUUGAUUUCCUCGUUUAUGACAGGUGGAUAUCGCUUGUUCCUCCGGUCUAUGGAUCCAGAAAUAACUUUACGAACUGUUGAAAAAUACAAAGUUGAUAAUAUGUUUCUAGCGCCAAUUUUGGUUAAUAAUUUUAUGUCACUUGGUGGGGACGUAAAAUAUGAUACUUCCUCUUUGCGGAUUAUUCUCUGUGGCGGUGGCCCCAUGUCUUCAGUUCAGCAAAAACUAAUGUCUCGCCUGUUUCAACGUUCAACAAUUCUUUGCGUUUAUGGAAUGACUGAAGUCGGUUGUAUUUCACUAUUUCAUGAUGAAAGAGAUAAAGAAUUUGCUAAAACCAAACCACUGUCCUGUGGUAAACCGUUCUAUGAACUGGAUCUCAAAAUCGUUGACGUUGAAUCGGGACAAACUGUGGGUACAAACCAAAAAGGCGAAAUUCGAGUUGAUACACCCUGUACGUUUAUUAAAUACUACAACGCUGAUUGUUCCGAUGUUUUUGACGAAGAAGGUUUUUUAAAAACUGGAGAUAUCGGAUAUUAUGAUGAAGACGGUUGUCUUUACGUUAUUGACAGAAUCAAGGAAAUGUUCAAGUACAAAUCCUGGCAUAUUGUACCAUCGCUUAUUGAGAAAACUCUAACAGAACAUCCUGCUGUUAAAGAAGCUGCUGUUUUUGGUGUGCCGUCUGGAGACGAUGGGGAAAUACCUGCUGCUUGUAUAGUUCUCAAAGAUGGUGCUAAAGCUACAAAGGAGGAAAUCAAAAAGUUUAUGGACGAGAAUGUUUCCGACAGAGAACGGUUGAGAGGAGGAAUUAAAUUUGUAACAAGUUUACCCAAAACUCCAACGGGAAAGUUUAUAAGAAAAGAAAUCAAAAAUUCGUACAUCGAGGCUUUGUAGUUUAGUUUGUCAUGUAGAUUUUAUUUCUGAAAAUAAAUGUACUAGUGCUUAUAA
Messenger RNA from Tribolium castaneum (red flour beetle), 1835 nucleotides. RefSeq lists its product as uncharacterized. NCBI's taxonomy places the organism in Eukaryota, Metazoa, Arthropoda, Insecta, Coleoptera, Tenebrionidae. The coding region runs from base 198 to 1781 and encodes 527 amino acids. Gene Ontology annotation, molecular function: long-chain fatty acid-CoA ligase activity. The record is from RefSeq and is a predicted model, not a curated record. The transcript is spliced from 5 exons. Gene Ontology annotation, biological process: fatty-acyl-CoA biosynthetic process; long-chain fatty acid metabolic process.